UGAUGCCAUUUUGCUGCCAAAGACGAGGACUGUGUAUAUUGCUCAAGUCACUGUCAAAUAGAGAGAAGAAUCUUUCCACAUCCUGCUUGCACAGUUUGGCUUAGUCUGGGACUCCUUUACAAAGAAGUAGAUGGUUGAUCUGUGUCUGUUUGCUAGGAGUAUUCUGUGUGUCUGUGCUGCUAAAGCUUACGUUGACAUACUCUUCUACUGUUAUAAAUGGGAGGAAGAGGGGUGGCUUUCAGAGGGACACAUUUUCUUGUGUCUUAUCAGUAUGUUAUGUGGAUAAUGGGUGUCUUAAAGUUGUUGGUUUUCAGAGCCUGGUUGUACGUUGUUUCUUGCUACCCCAGAUAAUAGCGGCGGUUGUAUGUCAUCGGAUGGGAUGUAAAUCGAUCAAGCUUGACAGCAGUUUCCUUCCUAAAUGGAAGACAAAAUUGAUUAAGGAAGGAUUAAUUUAACGUGAGGUAUAAAGUAUUGUUUGAUCUGGUGACGAACCAGCCAUUGGCAGAGGAUGCUGAGGGCUUAUUGAAGUCAAUUGUUGAGGUUUCUCUGCAGCUCUCUGUCCUCUGUCUUUUUGUAAGAAAAAAGUCCAUGCGAACAAAGUUGCACAGCCACUAUUCUAUUAAUUUCACAUCCCUCCAAGUUCAUUGCUACCAUGAGAGGUACACAGCCCAAUGACGAUAGUGAAGGAUGUGGCCUGAUCCAGGAAUCCUUCUAUCCUUUGUCUACCUACCUAACUUGAAAAGCAGAUGUUCAGUCUCCAGCUGGUGCACUUAGGUGACAGAUGCAAGCUUCUCUCUGUUUUGUGCUUGUCUUGGUGCCUCUCAUGUUGUGUCCUCUUUGGCACUGGAAGGCCCGAAGGCCCUUUGGGGUACGGUGUGCUCAGACAGAGUCUGUCCUCUGGAGUCAAGAUACUGGCUGGGACCUCUGGGCACUACUCUAAUAAAAAUAACAGGAACUUGAUAAGGAGCCAGAAGAUCUGUGUUCUGUUCACUGCUCUGGUGGUCACAGUGUGAUGUGGGUGUUUGGGUUUUUUGUUUUUCCUUCUAAGUUUUAUAUAAAACAAGUCUCAGAAGAGGGAGUGUAUGAAUAUUAUUAUUUCUGUUGCCUGUUCCACUGGCUCUGCAUUUGUAUGCUAGCUGAACUGCCCCUUCUUCCUCUUGUCUUGUUUCUCCUUGUUUGAUAAAGGAAGACUGAUAGCUUUCUUCCUUGUGUUUUAAAUCAUCUCUGUAGUGUCUGUCAUCCUCCCCUUUGAGGAAGAAAUCUGAUACUACUCCCUGUAGAAUGUUUUAAAAAUCCUAGGAUGAAAAAAAUCUGCAAAAUAUUAAUGUUCUGCAUUGCUAGAGCAAACACUAUGUUCCUGUGAGUCACAGAUGUCAGGUUUGUUUAAUCUUAAUAAAUCUAUGCCACAGUAACACUUUUAAACAGGAAGAGAGAUGGAGGGAUGAAGGAAGAGUUGUGCUGGGGUUGAGAGGAUUCUUAGCCAAAAUUUUGUUUAGUGGGGGGCUGGGGGUGAGGAGGGCAUGGACACAAACCCAAACACUUCCCACCCACCCCCCACUCCAUUAAGUAAACUUUGAGACCUACAUUUUGGGCACUGCCUUUCUAGUACGUAUUUCAUUUUCUUUGUAUGUUUUAUGAUAGAUUGUCUUUCCAUGUUUGAGUCUUAAGAGUACUAGUUUCCCACAGCAUAUUUGCAGGAGAUGAAGUAAGGCUUUUUACAUAGCACCCUGUUGGCAAACAGAAAUAGCGUUUACUCCAGUGAGCGCUGCCAAGUAUGAGGUACUUCCGAAUGAACUUCAAAAGCUCUGAAACAAGCAUUAGCUGCUGCUUCAAAAAUGUGAACAAUGCCAUUGCUUUCUAGCAAGCAGAACUGGUGAGAGCGGGGAUCGGAAGGAGGAGAAAUAACAACUGAUGUGAUGGAUGUUGUAGUAGCACUUGGGAUCAGACAGAAAGUAUAGCUCUCUGUCACCGCUGGAUUUGGGGGGUUCCUGUUGUAAUAGUACCUAAAGUGUGUACUCUCCGCUUGAGGAGGAAACAAUUCCUACCCUGAGGAAUGUACGAUCUACGGAGACUUAGCGGAGCGCUUGGGAAGGAGCAGUCGUACAAGCCCAAGCUGUUGGGAGUGCUGAUGGGAGUGAGUCGUGCUGAUUCCAAGCCUGUUCCACCAAGUGAGAAGAGUGAUGACCAUCCUUUUCCUUACUAUGGUUAUCUCAUACUUCAGUUGCAUGAAAGCUGCCCCGAUGAAAGAAGCUAGUGUAAGAGGACAAGGCAGCUUGGCUUACCCAGGUCUUCGGACCCACGGGACUCUUGAGAGCCUAAACGGGCCCAAUGCUGGUUCAAGAGGACUGACAUCGCUGGCGGACACUUUUGAACAUGUCAUAGAGGAGCUUCUGGAUGAGGACCAGGACAUCCAGCCCAGCGAGGAAAACAAGGAUGCAGACUUGUACACAUCCCGAGUCAUGCUAAGCAGUCAAGUGCCUUUGGAACCCCCGCUGCUCUUUCUGCUCGAGGAGUACAAAAACUACUUGGAUGCUGCAAACAUGUCCAUGAGGGUCCGGCGCCACUCUGACCCAGCUCGCCGCGGGGAACUGAGCGUAUGUGACAGCACGAGCGAGUGGGUGACGGCGGCGGAGAAAAAGACUGCAGUGGACAUGUCCGGGGCGACCGUCACAGUCCUGGAAAAAGUCCCAGUACCCAAAGGCCAACUGAAGCAAUACUUCUAUGAGACCAAAUGCAACCCCAAGGGGUACACAAAGGAGGGCUGCAGGGGCAUAGACAAGAGGCACUGGAACUCCCAGUGCCGAACUACCCAGUCUUACGUGAGAGCUCUCACCAUGGAUAAUAAAAAGAGAGUUGGCUGGCGCUUUAUAAGGAUAGACACUUCCUGUGUAUGUACAUUAACCAUUAAAAGGGGAAGAUAGUGGAUUUGUGUUGUAUAGAUUAUAUUGAGACAAAAUUAUCUAUUUGUAUAUAUACAUAACAGGGUAAAUUAUUCGGUAAAAAUAAUUUUAUGGACUGCAUGUAUAACUGAAGUUUAUACAGUACAGUGGUUCCACAAUCUAUUUAUUGAACAUAUCCAUGACCUGAAGGGGAACAAAAGUCAUUUGCGCACAAGUUGGAAAAAAAAAAAAAAAAAACCACCAAA
Messenger RNA from Harpia harpyja (harpy eagle), 3145 nucleotides. RefSeq names its product brain derived neurotrophic factor (gene BDNF). Gene Ontology annotation, biological process: regulation of neuron differentiation; memory; nerve development. The record is from RefSeq and is a predicted model, not a curated record. The transcript is spliced from 2 exons. Bases 2181 to 2921 code for a protein of 246 amino acids. Lineage: Eukaryota; Metazoa; Chordata; Aves; Accipitriformes; Accipitridae. Gene Ontology annotation, molecular function: nerve growth factor receptor binding; growth factor activity.